AUGACUCUCAUCCACCUGAUCCUCUCACCAUGGACGGCCUUGGCCGCCCUGAUGGUCGCCUACCUCUACCCUUUCUUGGUGACGCACAAGGCCCUGCGAGGGAUUCCGGGACCGCUGCUGGCUCGAUUCUCCAAUCUCUGGUUACUCAUGACGGCGAGAAGAGGUAAGAGAUACCUUCUCGUCGAUGAGGCCCACAAGAAGCACGGCCGUGUCAUGCGCAUCCAGCCCAAUCACAUCAGCAUCAAUGAUGACAAGGCCAUAAGUAUCAUCUAUGGCCACGGCAAUGGCUUUCUCAAGGCAGAGUUUUAUGACGCCUUCGUCUCUAUUCAGCGAGGCCUUUUCAACACGCGCUCCCGCCCGGAGCACUCCCGUAAGCGCAAGAUUGUCUCUCAUACUUUCAGCGUCAAAUCAGUUGGCCAAUUUGAGCCGUACAUGCACACCAACCUGGAGCGCUUCGCCUCUCAAUGGGACAAGCUGGCCUCCCAGUCCCUCAGGGAGGAAGGCUAUGCGCGCGUAGACUGCCUCAACUGGUUCAACUACCUGGCCUUUGACGUGAUUGGCGACCUGGCCUUUGGCUCGCCCUUUGGUAUGCUCGACGCUGGCGCUGAUGUUGCCGAGGUGCGGGGCUCGCCCGACAGUCCACCCAUCUUUGCACCGGCUGUCGAGAUCCUCAACCGCCGCGGCGAAGUGUCUGCCACGCUCGGGUGUCUGCCGCAGCUCAAGCCUUAUGCCCGCUGGCUGCCGGACCCCUUCUUCAGCCAGGGUCUCGCAGCCGUCAGCGAUUUAGCCGGCAUAGCCAUCGCCCGGGUACGGAACCGGCUCGAAUCCCCUCCGCCCCCCGAACGCAAAGACCUCCUCGCCCGGCUCAUGGAGGGUCGCGACGAAAAGGGCGAGCUCCUAUGCCGCGAAGAGCUCACGGCCGAGGCGCUGACUCAGCUGAUUGCCGGAUCGGACACGACAUCGAACUCGUCAUGUGCCCUGCUGUACCAUGCAGUCCGCACAUCAGGAGUUAUCGAGAAGCUCCGCCAGGAAUUAGACGCGGCCAUUCCUGCUGACACGACGGUCCCGACUUACGAUAUGAUCAAGGACCUCCCCUACCUCCAAAACGUCAUAAACGAGACGCUCCGGUACCACUCCACCUCGGGCAUCGGCCUUCCCCGCACCAUACCCCCUGAAUCCCCCGGCGUCGAGAUCUGUGGGCACUUUUUUCCGCCGGGAACGACACUUAGUGUACCGACCUAUUCUAUCCACCACUCUCCCGAUAUCUGGGGCUCAGACUGUGACGAGUUCCGCCCAGAGAGGUGGCAGACGAUCACACAGAGGCAAAAGGACGCCUUUAUCCCUUUUAGCUACGGUCCGCGUGCGUGCAUUGGGAGGAACGUGGCUGAUAUGGAGUUGAAGCUUAUUGUUGCUACGUGGGUGCGCAGGUACGAUGUCGUGCUUGAGCAGGAGGUGAUGGAGACGAGAGAGGGUUUUCUAAGAAAACCCCUGGGUCUCGAUAUUGCAUUUAAGAGGAGGGUGUUGGCAUAG
Molecule: messenger RNA, 1530 nt
Organism: Geosmithia morbida
Lineage: Eukaryota; Fungi; Ascomycota; Sordariomycetes; Hypocreales; Bionectriaceae
Product: benzoate 4-monooxygenase
Exons: 2
Coding region: 1-1530 (509 amino acids)
Molecular function (GO): heme binding; oxidoreductase activity, acting on paired donors, with incorporation or reduction of molecular oxygen; monooxygenase activity
Source: RefSeq, a predicted model, not a curated record